AGUCAAUGCGGUCAAUGUUCAAAAAUUCAAUCUCAAAAUAUAAAAAAACUUUAAUCCAAGUUCCAAUUAAUUUCUCGUUUCUUUUUCCUGCAAUAAUCAUCUGCAUUCCCAAAUAUGGCCGCAGUUGGUCUGUGCGAAACACCGGGAUGUAAUUCAAAUGCCCAGUUACAGUGUCCAACUUGUAUAAAGUUUGGAAUACAGGGCUCAUAUUUCUGCUCACAGGAUUGUUUCAAGAAAUCUUGGAAAACUCACAAAAUCAUCCAUUCGUUAGCGAAGGGUGAUAAUUCUGAUGGAACCAACGGAGAGUAUAACCCGUGGCCGUCCUAUGCUUUUACCGGCAAGUUAAGACCUUAUCCACAAAGCGCAAAACGUGAAGUGCCGCCACACAUUGGUCGUCCGGACUAUGCAGACCAUCCUACAGGAUUUCCCGCAUCCGAGAACGCUGCUAAGGGUUCAGGUCAGAUAAAGGUGCUGGAUGACGAGGAAAUUGAAGGAAUGCGAGUGGCUUGUCGCUUAGGGCGGGAAGUUCUUGAUGAAGCUGCUAAGGCAUGUGGUGUUGGUGUAACAACAGAUGAAAUUGACAGAAUAGUUCAUGAAGCAUGUAUAGAAAAAGAGUGCUACCCUAGCCCUUUGAACUAUCACAACUUUCCUAAAAGCUGUUGUACAUCAGUUAAUGAGGUUAUCUGUCAUGGUAUUCCUGAUAUGCGUCCAUUGCAGGAUGGUGAUCUUUGUAAUGUUGACAUUACAGUUUACCACAGAGGCUUCCAUGGUGAUCUUAAUGAGACUUUCUUUGUUGGAAAUGUACCAGAAACCUCACAAAAGCUUGUAAAAGUCACAUAUGAAUGUUUACAAAAAGCUAUUGAAAUUGUUAAGCCUGGAGAAAAAUAUCGUGAAAUUGGCAAUGUCAUACAGAAGCAUGCUCAAGCAAAUGGCUUUAGUGUAGUUCGGUCAUAUUGUGGACAUGGGAUACAUAGACUGUUCCAUACAGCUCCUAAUGUGCCACAUUAUGCUAAAAAUAAAGCCGUUGGAGUGAUGAAACCUGGGCACUGCUUUACCAUUGAGCCAAUGAUCAAUGAAGGAGGGUGGCGGGAUGAGCAAUGGCCAGAUCACUGGACUGCUGUCAGUGCUGAUGGGACAAGGUCUGCUCAGUUUGAACAAACUCUACUUGUUACCGAGACUGGGUGUGACAUAUUGACACAACGAGCCACAGGCCGACCCUGGUUCUUGGAUCAAUUGGAAAAACUGAAGUAGCAUCACUUAAUAUUAUUUUGUUUAUUAAUUAGGUGAUUUGUGCAAUAAAUCAUCACAGUUUUA
Pieris brassicae (large cabbage white) is the source of this 1314-nucleotide messenger RNA. Its product is annotated as methionine aminopeptidase 1. The record is from RefSeq and is a predicted model, not a curated record. Gene Ontology annotation, molecular function: metalloaminopeptidase activity. Bases 115 to 1251 code for a protein of 378 amino acids. Gene Ontology annotation, biological process: proteolysis. Lineage: Eukaryota; Metazoa; Arthropoda; Insecta; Lepidoptera; Pieridae. The transcript has 6 exons.